Messenger RNA from Mycosarcoma maydis (corn smut), 1227 nucleotides. RefSeq names its product putative branched-chain-amino-acid transaminase. NCBI's taxonomy places the organism in Eukaryota, Fungi, Basidiomycota, Ustilaginomycetes, Ustilaginales. Bases 1 to 1227 code for a protein of 408 amino acids. The record is from RefSeq and is a predicted model, not a curated record. The transcript has a single exon. Gene Ontology annotation, biological process: L-leucine biosynthetic process; L-valine biosynthetic process. Gene Ontology annotation, cellular component: mitochondrion. Gene Ontology annotation, molecular function: branched-chain-amino-acid:2-oxoglutarate transaminase activity.
AUGCCGGCACCAACUUCAGCAGGCGCUGCUCAGCAGCUCCAAUCAGCCGCUUCCACCUCGACCAUGGCGCCGCUCAACGCCGAGCUGCUGCAAGUCAACCUCAACCCCACCCCCGCCGCACCAGAUUUCGAGAAUCUCGUCUUUGGUCAAAAGUUCUCACCACACAUGCUCAUCGUCAACUGGAAUCAUAAGACCGGAUGGGGAGCACCACAGAUCAAGCCAUACGGACCGCUCUCGCUCUCCCCUGCCGCACCUGCACUCCACUACGCCAGCGGACUCUUCGAAGGUAUGAAGGCCUACCGCUCCACCGACGGUUCGGGCAAGAUCCGCUUGUUCAGAGCGGACAAGAACAUGGAGCGUAUGAACCGUUCCGCUGCUCGUGCUGGUCUGCCCACUUUCGAUGGUGACGAAUUCAUCAAGCUCAUCAAGACGCUUGUUCGAAUCGACCGUGAUUAUGUUCCCUACGGAGAAGGCCAGACGCUCUACCUCCGCCCCACACUCAUUGGUACUCCCGACACGCUGGGUAUGGGCGUUCCCACCGAAGCACAGCUGUACUGUAUCUGCAGUCCGGUUGGAAACUACUAUUCCAGCGGCACUGGAUCCAAGCCUGUCAGCUUGUUGGCGAGGACUGACGUCGUCAGGGCAUGGCCUGGUGGAACCGGUUGCUACAAGCUCGCUGCCAACUACGCCGGUGCAACACGACCUGCUAUGGAUGCCUUGUUGGAAGGCUACCACCAGGUUUUGUGGCUGUUCGGUCCCGACCGACAGCUCACUGAAGUGGGUGCGAUGAACCUCUUUGUCGUUUUCCGCGACCAGGCAGCGGAUGGCGAUGCUACUCGAUAUGAAAUCGCCACCGCUGCGCUCGACGAUGGCACCAUCCUUCCCGGUGUCACUCGCGACAGCAUCCUGUCGCUGUUGCGUGCCUACAAAGCAGGAAACGUCCAAAUAGAAGGUCUGCCCAAACCUGAGAACCUUACCAUCUCGGAACGCAAGGUCACCAUGGAUGAGAUCAUUGAAAAAGCCGAAGGUAACCAAAUUUGUGAAGUUUUCGGCUCCGGUACCGCCGCUGUCGUCUGCAGCGUCGACAAGAUCGGUUUCGAGGGCGUAGACAUCCCUAUUCCUAUUCAACCGGACGGCAUGGGUACUUUCAUGCGUACCAUGCUGCGCGAGGUCACUGGAAGACAGUGGGGCACCAUUCCGUGCCCCGAAUGGAGCAGUGUCUGCUAG